AUGUCCCUGACCUCUCGUGUUGUCAACCUGUUUUCCUCCGGAUCAGCAGGUUCGCCAGCAGAAGAUCGCACCAAAUUUGGGAUCGUUGAUGAUGGAGGGGAAGAAGACGUCAAUGUUAGAGUGGGAAAACGACUACUUGGGUCGAAAGUCAUGGCACAGGAAGAGGUCGAAGAGGAGGGACGACCACCUUAUUUACAUGCCAUGAUUGCUGGAGGUAUUGGUGGAACCACGGGGGAUCUUCUCAUGCAUUCUUUGGAUACAGUCAAGACUCGUCAGCAAGGCGAUCCGCAUGUUCCGCCAAAGUACACCAAGCUCUCAUCCUCAUAUUCUACCAUUCUGCGACAAGAAGGAAUACGGAGAGGUUUAUAUGGAGGUUGGGUUCCUGCUCUUCUAGGAUCUUUUCCUGGCACAAUUAUAUUCUUCGGAACAUAUGAGUACAGUAAGAGGCAUUUGAUAGACAAUGGUAUUCCGCCAUGGCUUGCAUAUCUAUCCAGUGGUUUCGUUGCCGAUUUUGCAGCCUCCUUCGUCUACGUACCUUCUGAGGUGCUUAAAACCCGCCUACAACUCCAAGGUCGAUACAAUAACCCAUUCUUCAACUCUGGUUACAAUUACAAAAAUACAGCGCAUGCCGCUCGAACGAUAGUCAAGCAAGAAGGAUUCUCUGCGCUAUUCUAUGGGUACAGAGCAACAAUUGUUAGAGAUCUACCAUUUUCGGCAUUACAAUUCGCAUUCUACGAGCAAGGUCAAACUUGGGCGAGAAGAUGGAAAGAAAGCCGGGACAUUGGAUUGCCAUUGGAACUCCUUACAGGAGCGGCAGCUGGAGGUUUGGCAGGAGUAAUUACAUGUCCUCUGGAUGUUGUUAAGACGAGAAUCCAAACCCAAGUCAUUUCCAGCCCAGAGUCUACUCCUAAGCAGACAUCAGAAUCCACGAAAAACCCUUCUCAAUCCACCCGUACGAAGACAAAACCUACAAACCCUGCAAAACCUACAAAACAUCAAAUUCGAUCAAUAUCCACAUCAUCUCCUUCUACGCAUACACCCCGCCCUGGUAGCAUAAUUCUCGAUACAUCUUCCGUCCCGACUGGCCUCAAACUCAUCUACAAAACAGAAGGAAUAACAGGAUUAUUUCGAGGAGUAGGACCUAGAUUUGUGUGGACCAGCACGCAAAGUAGUUGUAUGUUGGUGUUAUAUCAAUACAUCUUGAAGCGACUAGAAAAUUCCAACUCGCAGCGGGAUCAGGAAUCGAUCGUAUAA
This is a messenger RNA of Botrytis byssoidea, 1254 nucleotides long. RefSeq lists its product as uncharacterized. Gene Ontology annotation, biological process: magnesium ion export from mitochondrion. The transcript is spliced from 3 exons. NCBI's taxonomy places the organism in Eukaryota, Fungi, Ascomycota, Leotiomycetes, Helotiales, Sclerotiniaceae. The coding region runs from base 1 to 1254 and encodes 417 amino acids. The record is from RefSeq and is a predicted model, not a curated record. Gene Ontology annotation, molecular function: magnesium ion transmembrane transporter activity.